Messenger RNA from Bombyx mandarina (wild silkworm), 3599 nucleotides. RefSeq names its product GATA binding protein grain (gene grn). Gene Ontology annotation, molecular function: DNA-binding transcription factor activity, RNA polymerase II-specific; RNA polymerase II cis-regulatory region sequence-specific DNA binding; zinc ion binding. Gene Ontology annotation, biological process: positive regulation of transcription by RNA polymerase II; negative regulation of transcription by RNA polymerase II; cell fate commitment. The record is from RefSeq and is a predicted model, not a curated record. NCBI's taxonomy places the organism in Eukaryota, Metazoa, Arthropoda, Insecta, Lepidoptera, Bombycidae. Gene Ontology annotation, cellular component: nucleus.
CCGCGUCGGAUCACGUGUAGCGACGCACUUACACUUGCGCUUGCGCUUUCCACAUUAUUAUUGUUAUCAACGCUUAGUAUACACGUACUGUUUGAUCGUACUGUGAUCUGUGAUACAAUUUAGUAUUUUUAACGUUUAGUUUUCAACAUUAAAAUGGACACGCAAACGGAAUGGAGCUGAUGAUAGAAUUGUGUUAUUAUCCGUCAGUAUUAACAGUGAUAAAUAGUGAUAGUGAUCGACAUUGUGAUACACAGAUUUCGAGGACAAUCAAGGUACGAACAAUAUGAACUCGCUUCGUAGUACAAAAGCAACGUGAGGCUGGUUUGAAAGUAAAUCCGUGCAACAUGCCAAGACUGAGCUCGAUCGCUUUCGUCUAGUGAUUGAGCGAACCCGGACUGAACUAUUGACUGCUGGAGAUGCGGAUAGGAGAGUGGACUUUCAGUGCGUGUGUAUAAAAGCGAUGCAUGGUGUGUGAGAUCGGUGCCGCGGUCAUGGACAUGAGCGGAGAGGGCGGCGGCGCGGGGGCGAGCGCGCUGCAGCAGCGGUGGUACGAGAGCCGCCUUAACGGCAGCCCGGCCGCCGGCGACGUCAACGCGGAGACCAAUGGAGACGGCUUCUUCCAUUCUCCGCUCGAAGGGGGCCACCAUAGCCGCGCCCGCUACUACCAUCAACAGAUGCACGCCCCCUACUCGGCCGCUGUCGGUUCGCAUGGUCGAACGCUAAGCGGUAGCAGUGGGCAGGUGUGUCGGCCUCACUUCCAUACGCCGCUGCAUCCCUGGCUCGAGUCUAAGGCGCUGGGGAGCGGGGCGUGGGGAGGGGGCUUCCAACAAGAUGGUUCCUCAGGCGACAAACCGCUGUCACCAGCACAACACCCUCAUCCCCAUCCUUUGUUUUCAUUUCCUCCGACUCCUCCGAAAGACUCGACGCCGGACUCUGUGGCUGCGGCGGCUCUCGGUCAACAGGACUACCAGGCCGCGGUAGCGCAUGCCACAGCGAUGAGCGUCGCCUUCAUGCAGCAACAACAAGAGCUGCCCCUCUGCGGAGACGUCAAACCAAUGAUGGGCGCGCCGCCUUCCAAGCAGCGCGAAGGUGCGCAACCGGACUCUUGCGCUCAGGACACGAGUCAACCCUCCGGGGAAUACAACGCUCAGUACAAUGCCGCCGGCGGCGACUACUACAACUAUCAGGGGAAAGGUUAUAGCGGAGCGCAGCAGCAGAACAAGCCGCGACCGAACAAGACGCGAACUAGCGCCGCCUGCCAGGAGACAGAGGGUCGAGAGUGCGUCAACUGUGGGGCUACGAGCACUCCACUGUGGCGACGAGACGGCACCGGACACUACCUCUGCAACGCCUGCGGUCUCUACUACAAGAUGAACGGACAAAACCGACCAUUGAUCAAGCCUAAACGAAGAUUGGUGAGUUCGUUACAAAGUGCGGCCCGACGGGCGGGAACCUCGUGUGCGAACUGUAAGACGACCACAACGACAUUAUGGAGGAGAAACCAGAACGGAGAACCUGUAUGCAACGCUUGCGGACUCUACUACAAGCUACACAACGUAAACCGACCUUUGACGAUGAAGAAGGAAGGUAUCCAGACAAGAAAUAGGAAGUUAAGCAGUAAAAGUAAGAAGAAGAAGGGAGGAAUGGGAAUGGGCGGUGGGGGAGCUUGUGCUUUAGCGCUCGGCGGAGUCAUGGGAGACAUGAUCAAGCCUCUCGGAGACGCUACCAAAGGAUUCGGAGGCUCAGCCUUCCCGUCAGCUAUGGAUUUCGGUCAGCACCAAGUGGGCUUAGUCCACCCGGCGGCCGCGCACAUGUCCCACUGGUACGGAGCGCCCCAUCAGGGUUUCGCCCCACCACCGACCUCCCACAACCCUUACCAUCACCAUCACCUUGCGCAGCUCAAUUCUAUGACGGGUUGGAGGAGUGAAUACACGUGAUAAGUCAGCCAACUUGAGGACCUAGUAAUCGGAUAAGAAUAUUUGUAUCUCUCGUGAUAAUUUACACGUCUUAGCCGUCCUAGUCACAUGGGAUGAUCACAUGAUGGGAUGAAAGCAUGCCCCAUGAAGAAAUCCGAGGAAACCUUAGAAACAGACGCUGUGAUUUCAAACGAUUUACAGACUAAUCUAUAAAAGGAUAAGAUUUAUUUUAAAACAUCACAUUUUAAUGAGACUGCAAACUGAAUUGACGUUUGUAAAAUUUUACAAAAAAUAAUAAAAUAAUAUGCAGAAUUGUUUGAACAUAUCUGAUUCUGAAUACUUAUGUCCCAUUGUAAACCCCAAAUGAGACUUUAUUAUUCCGCGUUCAGUUUCCUUCAAGUAUUAUUAAUUAGUUCACAUCUGUCGUAUAAAAUAGAACAAUGACAUCACAGUAGAUAAGUAAUGCUAUUUACGGAAUUGUUUUUAGAAAAUAUUGAUCGAUCAGUAGAUUAGGAAGAAAGAGUCUUUAUUAGUUUAUCAAAUUAGUGGAAAAGGAAAAAGAACAUUUUAACAUAAAUCGUCAGACCCAUUUUAACAUAUGUGUUGAUUGAAAUCGGAGAUGGUAUAACAUAAAUGGGAACAGUGAGAACGGGAUAGCAAUGAACAAUGAAUUUUAUAAUUUUUCUAGAACGUAUACAGGUAAAAUUAAAGUAUCGAUAACAUGGCGAACAUUUUUCAAUUAGUUUUCACUUUAUAUGAGAGAUGUGAACUAACAUAAUUUGAAAAGUUAAGAACGAUUUUACAUGAAGUAACUAUACUAGCGAAAUUGUACAGUAUUAUAAUAUUAGCUAAGGUCGGUCACGAAGUCGGCUUAUACGAUAAGGUAAUAAGUAUAGUUCAAAAACAUUAUUUGUGUAUUUUGUAAAUAAAUUAAGUUACAAAUUCUGUUCCUUUGUAAAUUGCGUUUAAUUAUUAUUUUUUAUUAAAUAUUAUUUAAUUUUGUCGGAUUGUAUCGCUGUAAACGUUGCGAUGUGUUCAGAGAAUACGAGAAAAGAUUGUCUUUUUUUGUAAAUUUAUUUCUGUAAAUGUUAUCGAACGAAUGCAAUAGUAAUUUAUGUAAUAGAUAAUAAAACGUUGUAUUUGUAAAUAUUUACAGUUUUGAAUUGAGAAUUAAUUUUGAACGAUUUCAAGAGAAGCCGGUGACUAUAAUUGUACACUUUAUUUUGUAUAAUAUUAAUAUGUUGAUUUGAGAAAAGAAUUGUAUGAAACAAACAUAUGUAUAACAACUAUCUAUGCCGUUGUAAAAUUUUAAGAUAUCGAGUGGCCAUACAUUAAGAGGUGUCAUUUUUAUCAAAAUAUAAUGAAUUUUGUUUAAUUUAUUUUCCAUUUGCAACUAAAAAAAUAUUAUUGAAGAACUAAUGAAUAAAUUCUUAAAAAAAAUAUUCGCUAUAUAAGUACUUCAUUGUGAUUUUGAUAAACAAGGCAUUUGAACCCCAAAAAAUGUAAAUAUGAAAGUGUAAAUUAAACAGUAGACGAUAAAUUAAAAUGUUUAUUAAAAUAAUUAAAAAGACGUGUACAUUAGAAAUCGCCACAAACAGCCUUUAUUUACGAUAUCCCUUACCUAAAGUUUUUAGUUUAUAAAACAAAACAUUGUGAAGUUGUGUAUUUUAAAUGAAGUUGUGA